AUGGUUUGUGAAAACGAUUGGACGCAAGUGUCAUUUGAACGUAAGUUUUUCCUGCCUUUCUUGUGGAGAUUUCAAUAUAUCGAUUUUUUCAGACGGUCGAACAACGCUGAAAAAAUGGCGAGAAUGUGGCGUUCGUCGAUCGGAAGAAGUCGUCGAAUUAUGGGAGCAUGUAAUUAGCCGAGCACCAACUUCUCUUGGAGAUGAGCAAUGGCCAGUUUAUGAACAAGUUUGCAUUGCCGCGUUUGAUUGCACACGUGUCGAUUUGGCACAAGAUUGUAUCGAACUUCUUCAGUCACAAUUUCCCGACAGCAAUAGAGUUUUAAAGUUGAAAGCAAUGCAACUGGAGGCCACUGAGCAUUUCGAGAGAGCUCUCACUAUUUAUGAUCAACUUGUUGAAACAGAUCCAAAUAACAAUGUAAGAUAUCUAGAUUUCUCUGAAGUCGGCAAUUUUUCUCAUAUUUUCAGAGUUAUCGAAAACGCCGUGUCGCUGUGCUUCUUGCACAAGGAAAAAGACUCGAAGCAAUCAAGGCAAUUAAUGAGUACCUCAAAAUCUUCCUCAAUGAUUCUGAAGCCUGGCUCCAAUUGAGCGAACUCUACCUCCUUGAAAACGACAUUCCAAAAGCGGUACAUUGUUUAGAAGAAUGUGUGUUGAUUUCACCGCUCAAUUCAAUGUUCUUACGGCGUUUGGGAGAUUUGCGAUACACUCAAGGAGGACUCGAAAAUGUCGAUUUAGCGAGAGCUUAUUAUGAAAGAGCCAUCAAGAUCAAUUCAACCGAUUUGAGAUCGCAAUAUGGUUUAUUACUCGUAAGUUUUCAUUUUAUUUUUCAACCUCAAAAAUGAAUCAUAAAUAAUUCCUAUAACUUUUUAGGCUAACAACUUCAUUGCCAAUAACUCAAGAAACCCAGCAGAGAAAAAGAAAUCGACAACCGCUGGAAAUGCAGCAUUGGAUGGUUUAGUUGAUAGAUAUCAAAAAGUCAACUCGACUGAAAUUCCAAAUACUCUUGAAAAACUGAGACUCGUUCAGCAGCCAACAAGAAAUUAA
Molecule: messenger RNA, 1042 nt
Organism: Caenorhabditis angaria
Lineage: Eukaryota; Metazoa; Nematoda; Chromadorea; Rhabditida; Rhabditidae
Source: the annotation of a GenBank genome assembly